Messenger RNA from Brassicogethes aeneus, 3658 nucleotides. Lineage: Eukaryota; Metazoa; Arthropoda; Insecta; Coleoptera; Nitidulidae. The record is from the annotation of a GenBank genome assembly.
UAUUUUUGAAAAGUUGUGAUAGAUUUUUAGAUUGAGCAGUUUUGCGUAUUAAUAAAUGCAAACACUAAGAAAAAGUUCCACAUUUAAGUAUUUUAGUGCCACAUUUUUAUGUACAAGUGCAGGAUGGAUCUACUAUCAAGUCCAAAAAACUCGGUUUAUUUUAAACAAUGCACUGGAUACGAGCGUUUUAAAAGCGAUGGAAACAUCGUGCCUCGACGAAGAAAAAAGCAGCGAGGAAUUUUUAGAGCUACAAAUGCUUAAAACCAAGGAUAAACAAGAUAAUCUUUCGACAACAUGGAACUCCUUGAAAUUCACCUAUUGCAGACGUCUUUUAAGCCUUACUUUCAAUGAUAAUCCUGUAAUACGAAAUAAGGCAAUAAAGAAGUUGGCAAAUGUUAAAAAAUUGGACGAUUGGCAUUGCUCUUUGUUGGCUAAUAUGAUGGAUGCUAGAACGGCAGUAGCUUUGGCCAGAACCAAAGGAGUUGACAGCAGGCUGUUUAUGAGGCCUCAGAUAAAUUAUGUCCAUUUUAAUAAGCGAAUGUUGGUUAAUGAGCUAAAAGAACUUUUGAUAGGAUUGGAGCAAAAAUCACGGCAUGUUUGCAUGCAAUAUUUUAUAUCAAAAGUUUUUAUUGAUGAACAGGAUAUAGGCAGAAUAAUUGAUAAUGAUAACACAUCCUUGGAACUGAGUAAAUUCAUCCAGUCUGCUAGCGAUUUGAUUCCAAUGUGUCUGGAGUCUUUGUUGCAUCAUGCCAGCGUAGAAGAAUAUGCUAAUGAUAUUGUUAAUUUGAACGGUUUGCCUCUUUUGAUGGAGUUACACAACAGAUUCAAAAACAAUGCUGCGGUAUCUGUGAUUCUUUGUAGAAUUAUAUCUUACAUGUCUGUUUACCCUGUGCUGUUGGAUCCUAUUUACAAAUCAGGAUGGAUUGGAGUUUUGUCUGAAUGGGUGAAUCACCCGGAUAUCAGAAUAUCGAUACCAGCAGCCAGAGCUUUAGCAAAUUUGGACGUGGACGAGCAUGCAAUCUAUUCAAAAAAAUUGUUUCUGCUGUAUCCGAUGAUGAAGAACACCAAAGAACAAAAAGUGGAUGUAAUUUUUGUGCAUGGGCUUUUGGGAGGGGUUUUUUUCACUUGGAGGCAAAGGAAUAAACACCAGACUACUCUUAGUUUAAUGGUUAAUAAAAAGUGUAAAAGAAGUAGAGAGUUCGAGUGCGUAAAUAACCCGGACAAUCUGGGCGACGUUAGUGAUGAGCACGGAGAACGUUUUCACCAGCAAAUGAAGGCUAUGGAGCGGCGGUAUCACGGCUUCUGGAAUGCAGCCAUGAUGGACACAAUAUGCCCAGAUUCAGAGGCGACAAAACCCCCACCGCCCGACGAAAAACUUUCGAAAAGCAGCGAACCGAACACUAAAGCCUACCUGGAGAGUUUCAAGGAGAUGAUAGGCGACAAAACGUGCCACGACUACGACGUCGUGCUCCACGAUCUGCCCACGAAGACCAACGGCAAGUGCUCGGACCCGCUGACCUGCCCGGGCGCAAGCUUCGCCAAGAAGGACCAGGACUACACGUUCUGCUGGCCCAAGGACUGGCUGGGCGACGACUGCAGUUUUCCCAUCCCUAACUGCAGGAACAUCAGGGUGAUCGGCGUGAACUACGACACCAGCUUGUCGAUGUGGGCGCCGAUGUGUCCCUGCGAGAACGUCAAGCCGUCCCUGGAGGAGAGAAGUUUGGAGCUGACGAACAAGCUCGUGAUGGCCGGCGUCGGGGAUAGGCCGAUCGUUUGGGUGACGCAUUCCAUGGGAGGCUUGAUCGUCAAGAAUUUGUUGUGCAACGCGUUUGAAAGUAAAGAUCAAAAAGUCAAAGCCAUAAGUUGUAACUCCAAAGCUCUUAUAUUCUAUAGCACCCCGCACAUAGGUUCGCGCUUGGCAAAUUUAAGUCAAGCGACAGCGCUGGUUUUGUGGCCAUCUGUGGAAGUACAAGAACUAAGGGAAAAAUCACCAAAGUUGGUAAAACUGCAUAAAAAGUUUCUGGCAAUGUUAAAGGAAGUUCCUUUGAAAGUAAUAACCUUUGUUGAGACCAAAUCGACCAUUGUGACCGCUAUGAAAUUUAAUUUUCUAUUCGUCGAACCGCACUCGGGAAAUCCCGGAGUUGGAGAAUAUUACGAAAUCCCACAAGACCAUUUAGAUAUUUGCAAACCCAUCAAUAGAGUCCAGAUGUCACAACUUUGGACAUCCAUAAGUCGUCCACCGAUGGACGUCUAUAAGGUGUUUAAACCAUUCCUCCAGCAUCCAGGACCUGCUUUUUUGCUUACUUUAACUGUUUUUUGCGACUGUAUUUUCAUUGCGAUGUUGCAGAAAAUUUUCUACAACAUGACUGAAAUGCCUUUUGUCUGGCUCAAAUACAUAAAAAUGAAGACUUUCGCGGUCCUUUGCAUUUUAAUCGUUGGAACGCAGGCUGUUUCCUUCUUCGAUUUGGUACAGGAACAAUGGGGAUCAUUCAAGAUCACACACAAAAAACAGUACGAAAGCGAGACCGAGGAGCGCUUCCGCAUGAAAAUCUUCAUGGAAAACUCGCACAAAGUGGCCCAACACAACAAGCUGUACGCCUUGGGCAAGGUCUCCUUCAAACUGGGCAUCAACAAGUACGCCGACAUGUUGCACCACGAGUUCGUGCAGACGGUGAACGGUUUCAACAGGACCAAGAACUCGUUGAGGUCCAGCGAGUACAACGACGCGAUCACUUUCAUCGCGCCGGCCAACGUCAAGCUUCCCGAAUCGGUCGACUGGCGGGAAAAAGGCGCCGUCACUGACGUCAAGGACCAAGGACACUGCGGAUCCUGCUGGAGCUUCAGCACGACUGGCGCUCUCGAAGCUCAACACUUCCGCAAAACUGGCAAGCUGGUUUCUCUCAGCGAGCAAAAUUUGAUCGACUGCUCCACCAAGUACGGCAACAAUGGAUGCAACGGCGGCUUGAUGGAUAACGCUUUCAGAUACAUCAAGGAGAACGGCGGAAUCGAUACUGAGCAAUCGUACCCAUACAAAGCUGAGGACGAGAAAUGCCACUACAAAGAAAGCAGCAUUGGAGCCACCGAUCGCGGUUUCGUCGACAUCGAUUCCGGAAGCGAGGAGCAGCUUCAAGCCGCCGUGGCCACGAUCGGGCCGGUCUCGGUGGCCAUCGACGCCAGCCACGAGACCUUCCAACUCUACUCCGAGGGAGUCUACUACGACGCCGAGUGCAGCUCCACCGAGCUGGACCACGGCGUCCUGGUGGCCGGAUACGGCACCGACGACGACGGCCAAGACUACUGGCUGGUCAAGAACUCGUGGGGGCCGUCGUGGGGCCAAGGCGGCUACAUCAAGAUGGCCAGGAACCGCAACAACACCUGCGGCAUCGCCACUCAAGCCAGUUACCCCGUGGUUUCUAAAUAUUUAAUUGACAUUCUAACAUCACAAAUAUCACCUUCCACUAUAAGUGAUGGUGUGCCUCAAGGAUCGCUUUUGGGACCUGCAUUGUUCCUGGUUUCUAAAAUUUUAAUUGACAUUCUAACAUCACAAAUAUCACCAUCCACUAUAAGUGAUGGUGUGCCUCAAGGAUCGCUUUUGGGACCUGUAUUGUUCCUGGCAUAUAUAAAUGAUUUACAUCCCAAGAUAAUAAACAAAAUAUAA